Molecule: messenger RNA, 2567 nt
Organism: Notechis scutatus (mainland tiger snake)
Lineage: Eukaryota; Metazoa; Chordata; Lepidosauria; Squamata; Elapidae
Gene: DCLK1
Product: doublecortin like kinase 1
Biological process (GO): intracellular signal transduction; protein phosphorylation
Molecular function (GO): ATP binding; protein kinase activity
Source: RefSeq, a predicted model, not a curated record
AUGUCCUUUGGGAGAGAUAUGGAGCUGGAACACUUUGAUGAGCGUGACAAAGCACAGCGGUACAGCCGAGGCUCACGGGUGAAUGGGCUCCCUAGCCCGACCCAUAGUGCCCAUUGCAGUUUCUAUCGAACCCGCACCCUACAAACCCUCAGCUCUGAGAAGAAAGCCAAAAAAGUCCGUUUCUAUCGCAAUGGGGACCGAUAUUUCAAAGGGAUUGUAUAUGCCAUAUCUCCUGAUCGCUUUAGAUCUUAUGAAGCUUUGCUGGCUGACCUGACCCGAACUUUGUCUGAUAAUGUCAAUCUGCCCCAAGGUGUGAGAACCAUCUACACUAUUGAUGGAGCAAAGAAGAUCACCACUUUAGACCAACUUGUGGAAGGAGAGAGCUAUGUGUGUGGUUCAAUAGAGCCUUUUAAGAAGCUGGAGUACACAAAGAAUGUAAAUCCUAAUUGGUCUGUAAAUGUUAAGACCACCUCAACUUCCCGUUCAGUGCCCUCUCUAGCCACGGCCAAAGGAAGCCCUGCAGAUUCAAAGGAGAACAAGGAUUUCAUUAGACCUAAACUGGUCACCAUCAUCAGGAGCGGUGUGAAGCCACGUAAAGCAGUUCGGAUUCUGCUUAACAAAAAAACAGCACAUUCAUUUGAGCAGGUUCUCACUGAUAUUACGGAUGCCAUCAAACUUGAUUCAGGAGUAGUUAAGCGUCUUUACACACUGGAUGGGAAACAGGUGGUGUGCCUUCAGGAUUUUUUUGGUGAUGAUGACAUAUUUAUUGCAUGUGGCCCUGAAAAAUUUCGUUACCAAGAUGACUUCUUGCUAGAUGAAAGUGAAUGUCGUGUAGUGAAAUCUACUUCGUAUACCAAAAUAGCUUCAACACCACGUCGGAGCACCACCAAGAGCCCAGGUCCAUCUCGACGCAGCAAAUCUCCAGCCUCCACCAGCUCAGUUAAUGGAACGCCUGGAAGUCAGCUUUCUACUCCCCGUUCUGGGAAGUCUCCAAGCCCUUCUCCUACUAGCCCAGGAAGUUUGCGGAAACAGAGGAGCUCUCAGCACAGUGGUUCCUCUACCUCACUAGCCUCUACCAAAGUCUGCAGUUCGAUGGAUGAAACCGAUGGGCCUGGUGAAGAAGUGUUGGAUGAAGGCUUCCAGGUUCCAGCUUCAAUAGCAGAGAGGUAUAAAGUUGGUCGGACUAUAGGAGAUGGAAAUUUUGCCAUUGUAAAAGAGUGUAUAGAAAGGUCAACUGGUAGAGAAUAUGCCCUGAAAAUCAUUAAAAAAAGUAAAUGCAGAGGAAAGGAACACAUGAUUCAGAAUGAAGUUUCUAUUUUAAGGCGGGUCAAACAUCCCAACAUUGUUCUCCUGAUUGAGGAAAUGGAUAUGCCCACUGAGUUGUAUCUUGUCAUGGAGCUUGUAAAAGGAGGAGAUCUUUUUGAUGCUAUUACCUCCACAAAUAAGUAUACAGAGAGGGAUGCCAGUGGGAUGCUGUACAAUCUGGCCAGUGCCAUCAAAUACCUUCAUACCUUGAACAUUGUUCACAGGGAUAUCAAACCUGAAAAUCUGCUGGUCUAUGAGCACCAAGAUGGAAGCAAGUCGCUGAAACUAGGAGAUUUUGGUCUGGCCACAAUAGUAGAUGGACCUCUUUACACGGUCUGUGGAACCCCCACCUAUGUGGCUCCAGAAAUCAUUGCAGAAACUGGAUAUGGCCUGAAGGUGGACAUCUGGGCAGCUGGUGUGAUUACUUACAUCCUGCUGUGUGGUUUUCCUCCAUUCCGUGGAAGUGGAGAAGACCAGGAAGUUCUUUUUGAUCAGAUUUUGAUGGGACAAGUAGAGUUUCCAUCUCCAUAUUGGGAUAAUGUAUCUGACUCUGCAAAGGAACUAAUUACUAUGAUGCUUCAGGUAGAUGUAGAACAACGUUUUUCAGCUUUGCAAGUGCUUGAGCAUCCAUGGGUUAAUGAUGAUGGCCUUCCAGAAAAUGAGCAUCAGUUGUCAGUAGCUGGAAAGAUAAAAAAACAUUUCAACACAGGCCCUAAGCCCAACAGCACAGCAGCUGGAGUUUCCGUUAUAGCAACCACCGCUCUUGAUAAGGAGAGGCAGGUUUUCCGACGAAGACGCAACCCGGAUGUGAGGGGACGUUUUAAGCCACAGCCACCACCUCCUGAACUCAACUCUGAAUCAGAAGACUAUUCACCAAGUUCAUCUGAGACUGUUCGCUCACCCAAUUCACCCUUUUAAUACAUUACUUCUGUUGAAAGUCCUGGCUUAACCCUUUGAGAUUUUGACAACAAUUCUUGAAACCAUGUGCAAUUUUUCCAUUUGAUUUUUGUCUGUAUCAGUUCCUUGACAAAGAUGCCAGAAAGGAAUUUAAUGGUAUCUUUAUAACAAUAGUUUCCUAUAUGAUUGAGAUGGUCUUUGUUUUCUUUCUAGACUAGCCUUCUGCAGCCUGACAUCCACAGGUGUGGUGGGAGUGUCCUUCCAGAAUUUCCAAGCAUUCCCAUUUCACAUUUGAAGAGGACCAGAUUGGGGAAGCCUAGUCUAGAUUGUGAUUUGCUGCUAAUAUGAUCCUCAAAGGGUUAAGG